AUGCCGGUUACAUCAUCAGCCGCUCCUAAACCGCGGAAGCCGCGUCCCUCCAGAGCAAGGGGAUUGAGGACAACGACCGGUUGCCUGACCUGCAGAUCGCGUCGCAUCAAAUGUGACGAGCAGAGACCACGCUGCGCAACAUGUAUCAAGUCAGACAGAGAAUGUCGAUAUGCGUCGCCCAACGAUGCUUCAACAAGCACAGCACCCAACGGGCCGACGCCAUCGGCGCAAGCAAUGCCAUCGCCGGCACUAGCCAGGAAGUCGAUCACAAGUGACACUCCGUUCAGCAAUUCGCCAGAAUUGCAAUUCGAUUCACCCUUGACGACUGGAAGCGUUGCUUCCAUGCCAUCGCCAAACUCAGCUCCCUACGAAUGGUACGACUUGCUUGCCGAGGAUGCAAUCCAGAAUGUUGCAAAGUACAACCUGAAUCUGGAAGUCGAGAAGCCACGCCCGUCGCAGAGGGAAAGCCCUGAACGAGAUGAUUCAGCUUUUGAUCCCCAAUUACGAUCACCAGACCAAGACAACGACGCACACUUAGGACUGCCCCCAAUUCUACAGGACCAAUGGAAUUUGAUUGACACAAUUCCUUUGACUGACGAUGAGCUGGUGCUGUUCCAACAUUAUGUCGGGGUAGUGGGUCCGAUAUUGGAUCUUUGCGACCCUACGCGGCAAUUCUCGACAUCUGUGCCUCGUUUAGCUGUGCACAACCUGGGCCUACUGAAAUCACUCCUGGCAGUUGCAGCACGCCACAUGGCUGGACUCAAUCAAUUUCCGUUCCUACAGACCGGUAGCGAACCUCAGAUAAUGAAUCCUCUUCUCAACGUUGCGACGCAGUACUACUACGAGACUCUUCACUACCUGUCCCAGAAUCUCAACCAGGGCAGCUACUCUAAGUCUCGGGAAAUCAUCUCGACUGCACUGCUGAUCAGCACCUAUGAGAUGUUUGAUGCUGAAGGCCAGUACAACAACGGCGCAUGGGAACGUCAUCUGCGUGGUAUCUUUUGGAUCCAGCGAUCCCAGAACAACAAUGGUGAAUGCAGAGAUCCGCUUCGACGAGCAGCAUGGUGGGCUUGGAUCCGACAGGACACUUGGGUUGCAUUUCGAGAAGGCCGUAGAGUACUAACUAUCUGGAGACCGCUGCGACGUCUCGAUGACUUGACGCCGGAUGAGCUCUGUCUAAGAAUCAUCUAUAUUUGUGGACGCUGCGUCGAUUUCGCAGCCACCGAGUCUGUGAAAAAAUACGACGUAGACACCCGGAUCGAACAGGGCAAGAAGCUUACCCAAGCACUGAACGACUGGUACAAUAUCUUGGGAUCAUCAUUCCAGCCGAUAUAUAGACCUGCACUACCAGCGCAAGACACCCUCUUCCCGCCGAUAUGGAUACAUCCUCCAUCGCACGCGGCGGCGAUGCAGACAUAUCACGUCUCGCGUAUCAUCGUUGCCAUCAAUGAGCCCUCGCCGGGUGGCAUGGAAGACAUGCGCCAUCGACAGCGUCUACUCGAUGAAAGCGUUGAUACUGUAUGCGGAAUAGCCAGCACUCAUCAGGGCAGAGAGAUACCAAGUGCCAUGUCCAAUGUGAGGGCACUGUAUACAGCUGGUCUCGCGGCACGGGAUCCUGUAAAGCAAGCGGGCAUUCUCCAGCUGCUGGAAGAGACACUAGAGGUCACAAAGUUCCCCCCAAGAAGUCUCGUGCACGAUCUUACAACACAUUGGCGAGCACAGCAAUAA
Messenger RNA from Didymella exigua CBS 183.55, 1728 nucleotides. RefSeq lists its product as uncharacterized. Gene Ontology annotation, molecular function: DNA-binding transcription factor activity, RNA polymerase II-specific; transcription cis-regulatory region binding; zinc ion binding. Bases 1 to 1728 code for a protein of 575 amino acids. Lineage: Eukaryota; Fungi; Ascomycota; Dothideomycetes; Pleosporales; Didymellaceae. Gene Ontology annotation, biological process: positive regulation of transcription by RNA polymerase II. The record is from RefSeq and is a predicted model, not a curated record. The transcript is spliced from 5 exons. Gene Ontology annotation, cellular component: nucleus.